Molecule: messenger RNA, 327 nt
Organism: Loa loa (African eye worm)
Lineage: Eukaryota; Metazoa; Nematoda; Chromadorea; Rhabditida; Onchocercidae
Exons: 3
Coding region: 1-327 (108 amino acids)
Source: RefSeq, a predicted model, not a curated record
AUGAUUGGUAUCGAUAAUGAACAAUUGUUAUCUAGAUGUCAAGUUAUUACUUGGGCAAAAUCUCCAAGAAGCAAUUUUGAAUCUGCACACAAAAAUCCAAUUGGAAUGGAAAAUACACUUUUGUUAAAAAGACUUCCACAACAUUUUCUAAAGGCAGAACCUAACAUUUUAGUGCUUAACAGAAUGCAAUUUUCUGGGCCUAAAUCAAUGCAUAAUACGAAGAAGCCUUAUAUCAAGAUCGACAGCGAAGAAUUACGAAUAUGUGAAGCUACUGACGCUGCCACUUUCUCUACUAAUCGUGAGAUUUGCGGCGCUAAUUUGUCGUGA